This is a messenger RNA of Hippoglossus stenolepis (Pacific halibut), 2238 nucleotides long. RefSeq names its product Rho GTPase activating protein 25 (gene arhgap25). Gene Ontology annotation, cellular component: phagocytic cup. Gene Ontology annotation, molecular function: GTPase activator activity. Bases 153 to 2045 code for a protein of 630 amino acids. The transcript has 11 exons. The record is from RefSeq and is a predicted model, not a curated record. Gene Ontology annotation, biological process: activation of GTPase activity; actin filament organization; negative regulation of small GTPase mediated signal transduction. NCBI's taxonomy places the organism in Eukaryota, Metazoa, Chordata, Actinopteri, Pleuronectiformes, Pleuronectidae.
CACACAGGAAGUAGGAAGUAUGAUCUGCGAGAUCUCCAUUCCUUGUCUGCAUGUGUGAGUGUGUAUCAAUGUGUGUCUGUGUGUGUGUGUGUGUGUGUAUGUGUGUGUGUGUGUGAGAUGAACCACUGACCUGUGCGACCACUUAAAGGAUAAUGUCUCUGAAACUACCUCGCAACUGGGACUUCAGCACCUUCAAGGCUGAGACAGGUCGGAUAGCACGAUCCAGGACUGUGGUACCUGGAGAGGGAGGCACCGGGCCGGGCUCGCCGCGAUCCCCCAGGUCCAUGGAGAGGCCGCUGAAGGCCGGCUGGCUCAAGAAACAACAGAGGUCUUUGGUGAAGAACUGGCAGCAGCGUUACUUUGUGCUGAGAGGCAGCACACUGACCUACCACAAAGAUGACAAGGAGACCACUGUCCAGGGAGUCAUUCAGCUACGUAUCUGUAAAGUUAACGAACUCCCUCUGAACUCAGACGACCCUGGGAAGUACCUGUUCGAGAUCAUACCACGAAAAACAGGAGACAGAGAGCGAGGUCCAUAUGUGUUCAUGGCAAACUCCCAGAGUGACAUGGAGGAGUGGGUCCGCUCUAUACGCAGAGUCAUCGGACUACCGACCAGUGGAGUGUUUGGAAAGAGUCUCAUGGACACUGUGACGUAUGAGCAACGUUUCGGGCCUCACAUGGUACCGAUCCUGGUGCAGAAGUGUGUGGAGUUCAUUAAAGAACACGGUCUGAAUGAGGAGGGCAUCUUCCGCCUGCCGGGGCAGGACAACGCUGUCAAACAGUUCAGAGACGCCUUCGAUGCUGGAGAGAGGCCGUCCUUCCCCAGUGACACAGAUGUCCACACAGUGGCGUCACUUCUCAAGCUGUACCUGAGGGAGCUGCCAGAGCCUGUGGUGCCCUGGACUCAGUACCAAGACUUUCUGGACUGUACCAACCAGCUGGACUGCAGCAACACAGACGCUUGGGAAAAGUUGGAGAAACAAAUCUCUCUUCUCCCCAGAAUCAACUACAACCUUCUGAGUUAUGUGUGCCGGUUUUUGUUUGAGGUGCAGCAACACUCCAAGGUGAACAAGAUGAAUGUGGAGAACUUGGCUACAGUGAUGGGGAUCAACCUGCUGAAACCUCAGAUGGAAGAUCCUAUCGAUGUGAUGAAGGCGACUCCUCAGAUCCAGAAGCUGAUGACAGUGAUGAUCAGACAGCAUGAGACACUGUUUCCUGUCUCCAAAGACGUGCUUCCCUCCCCCCCCUCCAAAAAGGCAGAGAGCCAGAAGAACACUCCCCGAAGCUUCGUGGGUUGGGAGUCUGCAGAGAUGGGUGAUGCAUCUCUGUCUGAGUCUCCAGAAGAGGAGGAGGACGCUGACAGUCCAGGCCCAGACAAAGGGAACUGCAGCUCCCAAAUCCAAGUCUUACAUUCCACAGACGACUGGCAUGAAAGUCCCCGGAAACGCACCCAGACCCUGCCCACCUUCACCUGCCCCCUCACCGGGAUGGCAGCUAAGGCCGAUGCACUCAACCGGUGGAGUCGCAUCCAGGAGGUGGUGGAGGAGAAGAGCGAGACAUUGUCAGAGGACAUUUUUAGGAUCCUGGACCUCCGGAGCUCAGGAUCAUUGUUCGGGGGGUCUCAGUUGAGUAACAAGAAGGGGGAGCCUACGCUCACGUCCCGCAGAGGAAGCGACAGCACAGGUUCUUCAAAAGAUGUCUCCCAGAAACCUGACACCGAGUCCCAUCCUACCAAGGUGCUGUCCCAUCAGAAGAGUGUGGAGACCCUGCCAGUGGGUGGUUCAGGUCAGGAGGUCGACAGCAAGACUGAGCUGAAGAAAGACGACCAGCCGCUUAUAGACAGUGUGCAGCAGGAGAACCAGGAGCUGAAGGCCUCAGUGGCAGAGCUCCAGUCGGCUCUGGAGGCAGAGCGCCGCCGUGUGGCCGCUCUGGAGAUCUGUCUGAGAAAUGCAGAGCGCAGUCGAGAUGAGGCCCAGAGACGCAACGAAGAGCUGCAAAGAGACAUUGAGCAGUUCCUCAGCAGAAAGACUCAGGCUCCCACCUAGAUGUCAUUUUCAGUAGUGUAUGGAUCCAUAACUCCAUCAACCUCAACAGAGCUAAUUUCACAGGAGGUGAUUAUGAACUGUUGUCCUCCAGUGGGAUGACACUGGGUGGUUUCGAUUUGAGCUCUGUCUGGACCUGAAAGUCUGUUAUUAGACAUUUAAAUAUCACAACUCCUAAUAAAGACUUACAAUCCAA